AUCGCUUUUCAUUUCCUUUUUUUUCCAUCCUUCAAUGUCUACUUUGUAAAUAUUUAUAAUCCCCACAUCUACCCAGGAAGCGUCAAUGCUUCGCCGUAACUACACCCCGACACCAUUAGGCUACGCCAUCUUAACUUUUUUCGCCCUAAUCGCUCUUUACUUUCUCACACCCGCCGACACAUCCAUCUCUCUCCUGCCAUCCUCAUGGUCAUCCCAGUCUGAUACAUGGGCAACACCACACGAACCUAUCGGAGAAGAAGAAGACGAGCUCGAUAACCGGCCGCUCCCGCUUUUACCAGAAAUCUACUCUUCCGAAUUCCCCGACCUGAAACUCCCCGCAUCUCUACUUGCCUCACCGAAGCUCUACCCUCUGACCUCUCGCCUCGUAACGUUCCUCUCCCGACCUAUCCUUUCUCAUUCGGCUGCAUCGCCAGCAAAUCUGGAGGGUUGUCCAUCGGAGCUGAGUGAUAAGCUUGUGAACCCUGAUCAGUAUGCCGGUGAUGGUCCAUUCUGGAGAGACGAUGUUGAUGAAGCGGAAAUUGUGAGACGACGAGCAGAUGUUGUUAGGUACUUGAGUGAAGCAGUAGAGAAGGGUGAACAAGUGCUGGGUCAGGAAGGAAAGACAGGAAAGGGGAGAGGGAUCGUUUUGACAGGUGGUAACCAAGACACCACUCUCCGGACAAUCACUGCUAUCAAGCAUCUUCGAAGGCUAGGCGUCAAACUCCCGAUCGAAGUGUUUCAUUAUUCGGACGAGCUUCAUAAUAAACAGCAGCGAAAAGAGAUUGAGUCGCUUGGAGCGACAUUGAGAGAGGCAAAGGGGCUUGAAAAGGUUGCCGGUGUAUGGAAAAACUGGCAAAUCAAAGGCCUCGCUCUCGUUCAAUCUUCGUUCCGUGAAAUUAUCUACCUCGACUCUGAUAACACCCCGCUUCGCUCCCCUUCUCACCUGUUCGAUGCCCCCAUCUACACUUCCUCUGGUCGAGCUGCAUUCUGGCCUGAUCUCUCCAAAGACCAUCCCGACAACGCCAUUUGGCGCCUGGUAGGCGAAACAUGUUCCUUGGAUCUCUGGACAUUCGAAAGUGGGCAGAUUGUGGUGGACAAAGCGGGUAACGAAGGGAUGAACCUUGCGGCUCUUAUUAUCGCUGCUGGGAUGAUGAGGGAUAGGGAUUUUUGGUUCCAUAUGUGCGGAGGGGAUAAGGAUACGUUUAGGUGGGCGUGGAGGAUGUUGGAUAUCGAGUUUGGGGUAUCGCCAAGGUGGAUGAGUACAGUAGGAAUUCGAAAUGAAUUCCAGAACGGACGUUUUUGCGGACACUCUGUACUCCAAUACGACCUCGCGACACCUGUAGGUUUCUCCCGCCCACCGCCACUCUUUGUCCACUCCAAUCUACUCAAACAUCUCGGCGGAGCGGGCCUCUCAAAAGGCAAACUUUUCAAAUUCAUCCGCCGCAUGUCGGAAGACUACUCUAGUUCACCAGCACUCAACCAUGCGCACUCUUUUGUGUAUGAUGGGAUUGCAAGAGGGAUGUGUUUGGAUUUGGACUGGCACGAGGAUACACCGCAAGAGGUGAAGGAAGAUGUGAGAGUGGAGACUUAUGCGGUGGGGCAGGAGGAAGGCGGGGUGUUUGAUGGAUUUGAGGAUGCAUGGUGGGAAGAAGGAGGACGUGUUGGAGGGUGGUAAAACAUAGAACGAGGAGCGAAGAAGUGCAUCUCAUUCUUUUAGAUAGCGUAUGUUGUUAUUCCCGGAUGAUCUUGUACCAAU
Molecule: messenger RNA, 1756 nt
Organism: Cryptococcus deneoformans JEC21
Lineage: Eukaryota; Fungi; Basidiomycota; Tremellomycetes; Tremellales; Cryptococcaceae
Product: expressed protein
Exons: 4
Coding region: 86-1675 (529 amino acids)
Biological process (GO): mannan biosynthetic process
Cellular component (GO): Golgi apparatus
Molecular function (GO): alpha-1,2-mannosyltransferase activity
Source: RefSeq, a predicted model, not a curated record